This is a messenger RNA of Cotesia congregata, 2328 nucleotides long. NCBI's taxonomy places the organism in Eukaryota, Metazoa, Arthropoda, Insecta, Hymenoptera, Braconidae. The record is from the annotation of a GenBank genome assembly.
AUGAAUAAAAAUCAAUCAAGGAUGAUGCAUGUGAACGGGCACAAUCAAAACUCAUCUCAGGAAAUGGAAAUGAUGAAUACAAUUGACGAAGCUGAGCAGGCUUGGAAUGAGAUGUUGGAAUGCGAGACAGGAUCUCUCCUUGGGAGAGUAGCAGACCUCGAGAGACAGUCCUUGGCACAAAGGGACGAGAUUGUUUGUCUUCCAACCCAAAAUUCGGCUCAAAAGGAUGUGGUCAGAAACAGACAGACUAAUUCACCGUGCCUGAAAAAUUCAUCGUCUUCUGGAUCAAGUCAGGAUGUUAGAGAUUCUAAUGUUAAUUCUAGGAGGCCUGUUAGUUAUACUGCACCUUCACAAUUACCACAAAGGCGUUCAGUACACUAUCAAUCAACAAAUUCAUUGCACUCAGAUAGUCCUAGUAGCAGUAGUGUUUCUCCUGUGCCAUCACCAAGUCCUCGGGCAACUCCACUCCCAACUGCCAGCAGAUCUCCAACAACAAGGUUAUCAAAUGGACCACCUCAAAGCAGUCUGAGGCGCGCAAAACGUUGGUCAUCAACUGGUGACUUUAUUCACUCGCCUCAGUCGCCGAACUCUCAAUUAACAAGCUCCAGAUUAUCAACGUCGACCAAGUCACUGUUCAACCUGUUCAAGCCUCCAGUCCUGAACAACGUCAAGCAUGGCAAAUUGAAGCUAGACUGGGUGUAUGGAUACAGAGGAAAGGAUUGCCGUAGCAAUUUGCAUCUGUUGCCUACUGGAGAAAUCGUCUACUUUGUCGCAUCAGUGGUCGUCCUCUACAACAUGGAAGAGCACUGUCAAAGGCACUACUUGGGACACACUGACGAUGUUAAGUGUAUCGCCAUUCAUCCCAAUAAAUUAGUUAUCGCAACAGGUCAAGUUGCUGGACAUGACAAGCGAGAUGCUAUGUGCUCGGUAGACACGGUCGUGUGCGCAGACUGGCAUCCGUUGGAACGCAACCAGAUAGUAUCCUGUGGCAAAGGACACGUAUCAUUUUGGUCGCUUGACAAUGGUGGUAUGCUUUAUAAACGCAUGGGGGUUUUUGAAGCCAGAGAGAAACCAAGAUACGUAACAUGUCUGGCGUUUAAUCAAAAUGGUGAUGUCCUAACUGGUGAUAGCAAUGGAAAUGUUAUUGUUUGGGCAAGAGGAACGAAUACGAUUGCAAAUUUGGUAAAAAAUUUGCACGAAGGAUCAAUAUUCUCAAUUUGUGUAUUAAAAAGUGGAAACAUUGUCACCGGAGGAGGAAAAGACGGCCGUAUCCUAUACUUGGACAACUCCCUGCAGCAAACUGGCGAGGGAGCUCAAAUAGAAGACCAUUUCGGAGGAAUAAGAACCCUGUCAGAAGGCAGAGGGUCGCAGUUGCUGAUUGGAACCACGAGAAAUUGCAUUUUAGUCGGAGACACUGAGAUUGGAUUUUGUCCAGCAAUGCUGGGUCACACAGAAGAAGUUUGGGGUCUGGCUGCCCACCCCACGCUACCUCAGUUCGCAACUGCUGGCCACGACAGACUUCUUCAGAUGUGGGACAGCUUGAGUCACUCCGUGGUGUGGAGCAAAGACAUUGGCGAGCAGGCUCACAGCGUUUGCUUCUCACCUGACGGCAGUGUCAUGGUAGUCGGAUGUGUAUCGGGAAAAUGGCUGGUGAUUGAUAGCGAGUCCAGGGAAUUUUAUACUCAUCACAAUGAUGGAACUGAAGCCCUUCAAGUCGCUAAAUAUUCACCCGACGGUAUGCUUCUGGCUAUUGGGUCAAGGGAUAAUUGCAUUUAUAUUUAUCAAAUUAAUGAGACUGCUAAGAAGUAUAGCAGAGUUGGUAGAUGUAUGGGGCAUUCGAGUUUCAUAACUCAUCUAGAUUGGUCAGUAGACAGCCAAUACCUUAGAAGUAACAGCGGAGAUUACGAAUUACUCUAUUGGAAUCCUCGAGUAUGCAGACAAAUUCCGCAAUCAUCAAACUUAAGAGAUGUCGAAUGGGCUUCACAUACCUGUGUAAUUUCAUUUGAAACGAUCGGAGUAUGGCCAGAAGGUGCGGAUGGUACGGAUGUUAACAAUUGUACUCGUAGCGGAGAAGGAAAAUUACUAGCAACUGGAGAUGACUUUGGUAAAGUCAGACUGUUCUCAUACCCGGCAUGCCAACCAAAGUCACUUUCAUACACGUAUGGCGGGCACUCAAGUCAUGUAACAAAUGUUACAUUCCUUCACGAUGACACACGUUUAGUAUCAAUAGGUGGGAACGACACGAGCGUUCUCCAGUGGAUUGUGUCCUCUAAGACUCCAAACCAUCCGAAUCUCAACCCGGUUCAGUUUGCGUUAUCUAAAAAAUAA